ACACCCAGAACAGAAGCCUUUUUCGCAAUCUUGGAUUGCAAACAAGGCUCUUGUUCUGGGUGCCGAAACGUCUUGGUACAUUUUUAUUCUCUUCUGGUUGACAUCUUCGUCUUCUUACUCAAUGAUUCUUCCCGACCAGCCGAGUGUCCGUCGAAGCCUUGAUUUCAUCUCCUAUAGGUUGCACACAUGUUAAUUAGGCUGUCUUUUUAUGUUGACUUAUGUCACAUCAUGCAAUGUUCCCUCUUUUUUUCCUCCAUGCAGGAAUGGGACUUUUAUAUGUGUGCUUGGCUGCACAACACUUCUGUAGCACCAGGCACUGACUGUCAUGAGCAAACAAUGAAAUAUGACAAUGUGACGACCCUGAUGAAAGAUGAGAUUGCCAUAUUCAAAACGCUUGGCAUACUGCUCCAUUUGUCUCGAAUUAGCAGCCUCCUUCUGUUUGUUUUUUCAAAUCUUUAAGGAUUGAGCGUGGAGCCAUCUAAAAAAGACAAGCCAGGUUUUCGUGGCAUCAACGUUCGUUCUCGGCCCGUCUACCUUACUUCGGCCGACCUGGACGAACUGGACAUGCUGUCUUCUGUGCCGGUUGUCAGCGCUGGCGAUUCCAGGCUUUCGGAGACAGGUAUCCCUCUGGCUUCAACAGAGGGGUCUGAGCUGUCUCUGGGGCCCGGAACAGGAUCCCCGGCUGAAGCUCUGCGGCACAAGUGUCGCUUCUGUCCAUACGCAUCGCGGCACCGAGGCAGCCUGGUGCUGCACGAGCGAGUGCACACGGGCGAGCGGCCCUUUCGGUGUCACCUCUGCAGCCGCGGGUUCGCGCACCGCUCGCACGUGGUGCGCCACAUUCGCACACACACUGGAGAGCGACCCUUCCGAUGCCCGCUAUGCCCGGCUGCAUUCUCGCAACGCAGCAACGUUAAGGUUCACUUGCGCUCGCACGGCUUGCACGUCACCAGCAACUGAUCAGCCGACGCCAACGGUACUGAGCGACAGGCAACCACACUCCACCUUUGACCAAUUGAAGAAUACACACCACAGUGUCUGUACGGGCACGCAGGUUUAUUUUUUUGGGACAUCUCGGUUAUUGCUUGUGUACAGUGCUUAUGAGUGAAAUGCAACUUUAAAACAUUUAGUAUAACAAAUAGUAGCCGUAAUUUCUCAAGAAGGCAGUGUCAUGAUGCUACAAAUUUUGGCCGCUAGAGGUAAUGUUGACUCUCAUGUAAGUGCUAGAGUUGGAAUCACGCCAAUAUGACGCAAAAUUAAGACUUGGAAUGUAAGUAGGUGCAUUACAUUGCCUUAAAUAUUGACUUUCACUUUGUCAGUGCUGCAAGUGCGUUGAAUUCUUCAGGAAGCUUAAUAAAGGAUGAAAUUAUCUGACAGCA
This is a messenger RNA of Rhipicephalus microplus (southern cattle tick), 1376 nucleotides long. RefSeq lists its product as uncharacterized. Gene Ontology annotation, biological process: regulation of transcription by RNA polymerase II. Gene Ontology annotation, molecular function: DNA-binding transcription factor activity, RNA polymerase II-specific; RNA polymerase II cis-regulatory region sequence-specific DNA binding. Lineage: Eukaryota; Metazoa; Arthropoda; Arachnida; Ixodida; Ixodidae. The record is from RefSeq and is a predicted model, not a curated record.